CUUAGCUCAGUUAGGCUGCUGAUUAGCAACAAACAGAAGGUUACGAGUUUAGAAAUUGGACUAUUUGACGGCCACACCGAGCCUACGGCUACUCGACCGGCACCAACUAUGUCGGGUGUCUAACCAGAACGUGUGUGGUUGCUUUUUGAAGGGGGAGCGGCGGUGAAUUGCAACAUUGCGGGCUUGUCGCGGAGGCAACCUCGCUUUUAGGUCGUUCAAGUGGCGAUGCUGAGCUGAUAGCUGCGUCAUCAUGUUGCUUCCGACUCGAGUUGGCAAAAAGAAAUCACAAGUUAACGCUAGCGGUGAGGCUACCCGCCGUCAUCUAGCACCGGAGGCCACUCCCGACCCCUGAGGUAGAUGGAAAGCGGGCUGCUGGGGAGCAUUUGGCGGUGAAGUCUGGUUACGUAGCGUCCGUUAAAACUGGUCACUUUACAUCAGUUGGUUCGGAGCAGUUGGCGCGUUAGUCUGCUGGCUGCAUUAAUUAUCUCCACUUGGAUGGACAGUUGCACAUUUCUAUUGAUGUUGCACGGCUAUUGAAGCCACAGUUCUGUACAGAAACGUGGCUAAAUGUUUUUUCUACUCGAACAAAUUGACUGUAUUAUUUGUGAUAUAUGACUAUUCAGUUUUUGGAUAGUUAAAAGUGAUGCUUUCACUGAGAGACUCAUAGGGGUACAAAGCAGAACCCCUCUGUGUUGUCUCCCAUCUGAUGGUGACUUUCUUAUAGAUGACAAAACAAGCUUUUAUAAGCCACAAUGAGAGACUUUGCUGUUUGUGUUGGCCACUUGGCUUUGUAGUCGUCAGAUAGAUAUUUUUAUUCUAUUUUAGGUGUUUAAAGAGUGUUUCGGGUGACUUUUGAGGGGUCGGUGUGCUGUUGUUUACUGUCACCCCAUCCACGUGGAUUAUAGGUCAGUGGGUGAAGUUUGGCUGACGCGCUAGAGGCGAGUAAAACAAGGACUGAGGGAUUAAUUCAGAGAUUUGAAGACGCUGUUUCCCAUUUGAAGUCGGGACAAAGUUACAUUUUAGAGUAUAGAACCGGUUAAAAAUGGCCGGUGACUGCGCCCACACCAAUGCUCAUUACACGAGCAUAAAGGCGUUUUAUCCGUCCAAACCCUGGUCGGAUGGAGACGGAGACAGAACCAGAGAGAUGGAGGCUGCAGGGAACUCUGCAGGGCGUGGACCCCCUGCACGGUGGUCGUCCAACUUUGAGAUGAUAGACGGGCUGCUUUACCGCAAGAAGCUUGAGAAGGGCUUCAUCAACUAUCGGGAGGUUUUGGAUGAGGACAGGAGACACGAGGCCCUGUCCACCUUUCACCGGAGGAGGCGGCCUGGCCAGCAGCACCUCUCUCUGGAGGAGACUUACAAAUGCGUGGCUGAAAACUACUGGUGGGAGGGGAUGUACUUCCAGAUCAGAGAUUUUGUCUUGUCCUGUCCAGAAUGUAAAAGCCAGCGCAACAAGAAGACUGAGGAGCAGGGUGGCAGAGGAUGUGUCACCAAGACGAUGGCGUCACAUGGCGCUGACAUGCUGAGCAAGCUGAGGAGUCAGCGGGAGGCGGGGCUGUUCUGUGACAUCACCCUGCGGACAAAUGGGAGAUCGUACUCAGCCCACAGAGCCGUGCUGGCGGCCGUCAGCGAUCACUUCCAGGAAAUCUUCACAGACAUGGAUUCAAGCAUGACAGCGGACAUAGAUCUCACUGGCUUCAGUGAGGACGGCCUCCUGUCUCUGCUGGAGUUCUCUUACUCCUCCACUCUGUGCGUUCGCCAGGAGGACUUACCUGAGGUCAUCGCCAUGGCCCGCCACCUGGGCAUGUGGCCCGCAGUGGAGGCUUGCUCUGCUCUCAUGAAAGAACAGGAAGAGAAACUCCAUCCUGGCAGAGGAUUUACCCCUGCCUGUCAGCGCCAGCAGAGGGAAAACAAAAAGAAAGAGGUCUGGAGUUUGGAGGACGCUAUGGACAACAGCUUUAGUCUAACUCUGGAUGCAUCAGAUGAGUCUUUUGAAGAAAGUCCAAGGCGCAAUUUGCGAAGGACUCCAAAAUCCCAAAGCCAUAAUGGUCUCCCUCUGAGUCCUACACACAGGAUGAAGCUCAUGGACUUUAAAUCUCCCUCAUCAAAGAAAGCCACUACACCCCGACACGCCAUAUCGUCCCUACGGUCCCACAGCCACUCACCUGUGUCGCCAUCAAACACCCGUCUUCUCCGCUCCACUCCUGGAGCCGCUAAGGAGGUUCAAAGAUUUCUACCGAAGCCCGAAACUCCUCGACGGAACAAAAAACCUCACCCUAUCAGCCGGCUCUCGUGCCCCUCCAGGAUGAGGCCGGGCGCGGGGUGCAGCCCUGUGAGGGUGAAGCAGGAGGUGGAGGAGGUUGGAGAGGAUGAGGAGGAUUAUGCAAGGGCCCAGGAGAAAUACAAGCUGAUGAAUGUUCUUGGCUUACAGAGGACCGCCCUCCUCCCCAGACCAGAAGAUCUGAUUGGCUGGAGACAAAAGAAACGACUAAGGAAGCUGAAGGCCAACAACUACUCUCUAACAAAGAGGCGGAAACCUCGCUCCACCUCACCAGGACUGCCGUUCGGGGAUGUGACCCUGUCGCUCCCACUCUGUAACCCCAUUAACUCUCGCCUACUUAGCAAGUCGGGAAAGUCAAAGCCGCUGAGUCUCAUCAGCAAUGAUCAGUCUUCAAAGAGGCCAAAGAUCAUUUCCAGACAUGUCCCCCCCAGUGACAGGAGCAUGAGGAGCAAAGGUGUUCUACCUGACAUGUUCCUGCCUGCAUCCAUGGUGUCCCUCGGUGGGAGAGAGCUCAGACGCUCUGUGAGGAAAGGUGAUGGUGCCCACUCUUCUUUACAGCAACCUCUGCGACGCAAAACCAACAAAACUCUGGUGAGAAAACCAGUAAGGAUCAAGCAAGAACCAGUUGACUACUCCAUCUCAGGUCUUUCACUUCCAUCAAACAAUCGCCGUGGCAGCACGCCACACAAAUCCCCGCCCAAGCAGAAUUCACAGAGUAGAAAUAUGGUCAGUGUGGAGACGGUCAGAGUGCUGCGUUACAACAGCGGCCGAUCAGCAGCAAAGGCUAAGCUAAGACGAGGCUCCGUAAGAGUAGUGGAAAAGUCCAAGUGUAAGGCCAGAGAAGAGGGGAGGAAGGUUGAGGGCCCGGGGCAUCAGGGAGUCAUGGACACCAGGCCAAGAACAAAGGUUAGUGAACCCUGUGGGCUCCAGUUUUCCGAGCAGGCACCUCCACCUUCCAUCUACAACCACCCUCUCUACAAAGUCAUCAAAGAGGAGCCAGCAGAGCCUGUGCCAGUGGGUGGUGGACCCUUCUCCGAUCCGCCAUCACCUGACCUGGGCAAGCGCCAGAGCAAGCCCCCCAUCAAGCUCCUUGACUCAGGCUUUCUAUUCAGCUUUUGUCGACCAGCAGGGGGUGCAAUGGCGGGGCUAAAGAGAGAAGAGGAGAGCGUGGAUAUCUGCUUGACACGUUCGGUGUCACAAGUAGGGGAAAGAUUUGGAGUGAAGGAGUCUCCUCACAGGGCACUAAGAGCCAGAGUGCCCCCCACCCUGUCUGUGGUGAAGAGAGAGAAGGAGGAGAGGAGCGUGAGCCAAAGCAAGGUGCAGAGACCCCGGCCAAGCUCUCGAAACAACACUCUUCACCCAAACAAGACCGUCAGUUCAAAGGCCAAACUCACCAUACCAAAGCAACAAGGUUCACCCCUCCCUCUGAGCAGCAGGAGCUGUGUCAUGAUGGAUGCUGUACGUCGGGCAAGACUAAAGCAGCUCCGAGGCCCUCGUAGUCAAGUCCCCAAACUCCCAAAGGCAGCCCAUGCUUGCCUCCAGUGCCCUGCCUCUUACAAAGACUGUGAUGCUCUGAUCAUGCAUCGCCUCAGGCACAUUGAGGGCAAGCACUGGCCAUGUCUGCUCUGCAGUAAGACGUUUUUCCGACUGAGGAAUGUAAGAAACCACAUCCGCACCCAUGACCCCAAGUUGUACAAAUGCCGUAGCUGUAUCAUUUCUGGCUCUUGAGUCUGCUGGAGGUUCCACUCCAACAGUGAGACUGAGGAUGAAGGCUGGUCAGUGUCAGCGACACGGCAGGCAGGACGACCAAUCAGCAGCUUGUACAUAAUGCAUCUGUCACACACAAGCACAAGGGUCUGUGGAAAGGAAUAAUGACUCUGAUUCUAAUCAUUGCAGCUGUCAAUUCUUGCUAAUGUUAUUUAAAUAACUCAACCAAGAUUCUGGUCCUGUUAGCAUUAAUCCAGAAGGUUAAACUUGAACAUUACACUCAGGGGGCGGGGAUUGUGAUGCCACGGUAUUUAACAUCACGGUUGUGUAUAAAAUGAAAUGUAAAGUGAUUGUUAUAACUAUUACUGCUACUUUAUUGUUAUUUUUCUAUGUAUAGAUUAAUUUCGAGUGCACUUAUAUUAUAGCUUAUGUGGUAAACCUAAGAAGUGGUGAUGAAUUGAAGGUUUGACGUCCACAACAGGAAUACUUGAAGUGAUGCAAGUGCUGGAGGGAAUACUUGAAGUCAGAGGAGUGAGACGGUCCUUUGGGUGUUUAAAGUGGAUUUAUUUUUUGUCCUUUUUGGUGUGCUAACUUUUAAAUGACCCGACUAGUGUCCCUCCUUUCGUGAUCUGCUAGUCCAGGAGUUGGAUAUGUGACUCUGACAUGGUGAUGCCACUGCAUGUGUAUCUGCAGGCCGUUUGUAGUCCACUGUUUUUCUAAGUCUGCCUAUUUGAAAAAGGGAACGCUGUCUCGUUUUUAAAUGUGAAUUUCUGAACAGUAAUCAUCACAGAUGUGUCAUUACAAACGUUUUAUUGAUCUCCUCUCCCACUUUAAUCCAAGACGAGAAAUCCAACCCCCUCCUAAUGUUGAAAUGCAAUGUGUUCACAUAAAGAGAUGUUUAUGUUUCACAAAUUGAUUUUACAAAUAAGCGGUCUCUUGUUAUCUGUAAAAAGACUGAAUAAAUUUUUGCUUUUUA
Cheilinus undulatus (humphead wrasse) is the source of this 4964-nucleotide messenger RNA. RefSeq lists its product as uncharacterized. The transcript has 7 exons. Bases 1043 to 4009 code for a protein of 988 amino acids. Gene Ontology annotation, biological process: regulation of transcription by RNA polymerase II. Gene Ontology annotation, molecular function: protein binding; RNA polymerase II cis-regulatory region sequence-specific DNA binding; DNA-binding transcription factor activity, RNA polymerase II-specific. Lineage: Eukaryota; Metazoa; Chordata; Actinopteri; Labriformes; Labridae. The record is from RefSeq and is a predicted model, not a curated record.